AUGCACCGACAACGUGGGCGCGAGGUGAAGCAUCCGGGCUCAAACGAGCAGGCGCGUGGGAGUGCCGGCACGUGCUCCUGAAGCGGGGGGGGAGAUCCACUCCGGCGGCCACACCAGGUUGGAGGUGAGCAUAGUGCUCACGAAGGUGCCUACCGUCAGAGCAGCAGCAGCUCUGAGGGCAGACAGGAUGCCUUCUAUAUCCAUACCUCAAGCAGGUAAAGUCACCAGGCCCAGGAAAAACAGGAGCACAGAGGCAGGGAAGUUGUUUGCUGGCCAGAAUCCCAAAAGGCACUUGUGAAGAAAAUAGACUUAGUUCGGUAUUUUCUCCUAUGUUCUGGGUUUUUCUGCAGUAUUUUGUGCAUGUUGAAUCUAUUGGUUCGGUAGUUUAAAACUACUGAACACCGACCACCCUCCUGGCUCAUUAACUUCAAAAGAACCAUCUAUUAAGCACUCUCUGGGCGGCCCCUGUUCGUAUAGCCGAAUGCCACAUGGAACAGAAAACGGCAGCCAUCUUGUUUGCACGAAAGGAGGCAACAGGACUUGGUCGUCGAGUGUCUGCAACUAAAAUCGGACACUCGACCUCCCGAAAUUUGGAUAUGUUGGUCCCCCAGAUCAGGGCUAUCAGGGGAUAUGUAAUUUGUGGGGAUACCUUGUGUGGAAAGGGGUGUUCUAACUUUUGGGGAAACUGUGUGCCCUCUGCCUGGAGAUAAUUGGGUUAUUAACUUAUCUCAAUAUAUCCGAGGCAGAGAGAGGGUGGGGGUUACUGUAAAGCUGUAUGUUGAUUGGCUAUUGUCUUUGUUUACUGUGGGAGGUUCUCCUGCAAGAGAAUUUCUCAUAAAAGCCAGUGUGUCAUCAAUAAAUGUCAUUCCUGUUACACCCUUCAUGAAGUCUAGGCUCAUGUUUGGGGAAUAUUCUAUUUGCUGGGGAGAAUCAUCUUGGAAGCUGCAUUCAUCUACACUAUUCCUCUACCUCCUACUGCAGUUAUAAUCACUUAUGCUCAGCUAUUGGGGAAGGAAUAGAAGACCGCAGUACCAUAACCACUGCAGGUCUUAACAGCACUGAGGUAAGAUGAUCCCUGCACCACUCCAAAACCAUAACCACUCCCCUACACACAUAACGCCAAUCACCAGCACCAUCCCCACACUCAUACAUGUGCCCUUGUCCAUUUAGCUGUGCUUACUCCCCAGGGCCCAAUUAAUUGCAGCUGAGCAAUGGGUUGGAGACAGCCUGAAUUCUUGGCCUGGACCUUAUGUCUCCCAGUUACUUGUAAACUGAGGAGUGAGGCAAUGGCCCGGCCUACUCUCCAAAUGCUCCACCACAGGGAUCCAUCUCUAAACAGUAUUUUAUCUUGCAUACCACACAUUCUCCCCCUGGGGUUAAAUGCCAUAUGCUUCUCUAGAAAUCUAGGGGAAAUAUACACUCCUUCACUGAUCACACCCUGCAUGUUAUCACAAUAUGUUGAAGUGUCUGUGUAAUGGGGUGAAGUAUGUACUCAAUGUGUUUAGGGUUGAAGUGUGUACUCGAGUGAAGAUAUUAUGUGUGGGAUGAAGUGUGUGGGGGUGUACUACAUGUGUAUGGGAGGUGUACUCUCUGUGGGUGUGAGAGUACUGCAUGUGGGGGGUUCACUGUCUGUGAUGGUGUACUGUGUGUAGGGGGGUGUAGGAAGUGGGAUAGGGAGGGGAUUUACUUUAUUUACUUUAAUAAUAAUAUUUUUUUUAAUUCAAAUGUUCUUGUUCUUGCAGGGAGUGGCUGGCACAAACAGAUCCGUGGUGGUUCAGAGGGCUGCCUGUCCACCGGGUGCAGGGGAGGUCAUGUGAUGAGAGGUAUCUGGCUCCAGCACUAACACAGACUGGCCCAUUAACACACAGACAGACUGCCCCCUUCCCCCACCCCCCCCCCCACACACACAAACUGACACAUACACACUGACUGACCCAUACAUGCACAGACUGGCCCACAAACACAGACUGACCCAUACACAGACUUACCUAUAUACAGACACAGAGAGUGACCUUUACAUAUACACACUCAGACUGACCUAUGUACAUACAGACUGACCUAUACACACAGAGCGACUGACCAAUACAUACACACACACACAGAUUGACAUAGAAACACAGACACAGGCCCCCUCUAGUGCUCUGGGCCCCAGUGCAGUCACACCGGCUGCAACAGCGGUAGUUCCACCAAUGAUUAUAUUAACAAUUUUUUAUGCUAUGUUAAGUAUAGAUAAUAAACUGUUGGACCAGGUAUAAAAUAUAGCUGUUUAAAUACUAGGGAGUAGUGAUGUCCCGAACUGUUCGCCACGGACUCAUCAUUGAGUAAACUUUGACCCUGUACCUCACAGUCAGCAGAGACAUUCCAGCCAAUCAGCAGAAGACCCUCCCUCCCAGACCCUCCCACCUACUGGACAGCAUCCAUUGUGAAGCUGCAUUCUUAGUGAGCUGUCCAGGAGGUGGGAGGGUCUGCGAGGGAGGGUCUGCUGCUGAUUGGCUGGAAUGUGUCUGCUGACUGUGAGGUACAGGGUCAAAGUUUACUCAAUGAUGAGUCCGUGGCGAACCGUUCGUGGCGAACCAUUCGGCGAACAGUUCGGGACAUCACUACUAGGGAGCUAUCUGAAUAACGUUACUCCAUAUAUAUGAAAAUAGAAAAAGGAAAAGAAAAUAACAGGUAGCAAAAAUAUUAUAAUACUCAUUGGUAGUAAUAAUUUCUGGACACCUGGGAGUUUGUUAGGCUUGUAAUGCCAGGUGGUAAUAAUUGAUGGACCCCGGGAGUUUGUUAGGCUUGUUGCGGUCAUUGUGAGUGGUAAAAUAAAGUCACUGCUCGGGUGGAUGAGGGCUCUGAGCAAAGCGGGGUGUGAACCCCAGGAUUUUAGAGAUAUCCAAGUGGAACAGGCCUGCCCCAAUGACUCAAGGAGGUCAAGUGUGCAUAAGUGUGUCUCCAACUCUUGAUAGCUCUGCGCUGUGUGGAUAUUUCCUUGGUGAAUAAAUAGGAGCACUCUCAGUAUCCUCCAUCUAUAAGGAAUGUCCCUGGUAAGGAGGUCCUGUAAGAGGGGUCUCAGGGACCUGUUCUAGGUAAGAGAGUUCCUCAUUAGAUCCUGAAACAUCAGGAGUGCUUCUAAAGUUAAUCUGUUUUUUCCCUUCAUGCAGUGAGGUGUAGAGCCUUGUCCUUAAAUCGAUUGUAAUCAAAUAAUGAGGUCUGAAGUUGCGGAUGGUGGCGUGUUCGACAGUUUUGGCAAGCAAUAUAAUGAUAUUUUAAAAUUUUGGCUUCUUAAAAGUUGCUUAAUGAAGUGCAGUAGGUCGAUUUGACCCAAUUUCUCUGGUAUACCCCUAAUCUUUAAAUUGUAUGUAUUCUCUGAUCCUCAAGUUUCUACUCUACCGAGGACAGCCUGGAAUCAUGAGUACUAGUAGAGGCAUCCAGCAGAGUGAUCCUCGUGGUGGCUUUCUCUAUGGUGUCCUUAAAGUGGGCUAUGUCCACUGCAAUGUUUCAGCCAACUUAUUUUUCUUCAGGGCAGAUGUGACCAGUUCCCAGUCCUCUGGUGCAAUGGAUUUAGCCCCUGGCAACAAGCCGAAUGAGGCACCCUCUCCCGGCUUGAAGUAG
Pelobates cultripes (western spadefoot toad) is the source of this 3600-nucleotide messenger RNA. NCBI's taxonomy places the organism in Eukaryota, Metazoa, Chordata, Amphibia, Anura, Pelobatidae. The record is from the annotation of a GenBank genome assembly.